AAACUUAGUCAUUAUAUCAGUACACUUCAUACGAACCAGUAGUAAGUUAUUACAAAAGUCUGUGAAAAAAUCGGUAUUGUUUCCAUUAUAUAUUUUUAGUAAUUCAGGAAUAUUUUGAAAGAAAAUUUUAAGCCUCUUUAUUCCAACAAAAUUUUGUGUAAGCCACAAAAUCGUGGCAAUUUCAUAAUCCAUUGCCAUGUCGUCAGCCGAAUAUGACGACUUGGCUAACAUGGUGCAGUUCUGUGACGAUAUUUCGCAGGCUCUGGAUUUUUUCUGUGGGGAAAACUUUUGCUCAGAAGAUAGCGGGACCCAGUUAAUCGACAAAUGUCUUUUUUGCGGUCAGAGUCGUUCCACAGUGAUUGCAAACCUUCCCGUUGAGGUACGACUGGGAGAGAUUGAGAAAACUAAAUCCCAGUUAGACGUUGAAGCUUUAAUUCGGGAACGAAGCGGCUGUAAGGAUCUACGUAAAAUACUGCUGCUGAUUACACCUGUGGAGUCGUCAAAGGAACAGAAAUAUUGCCACAGAGUGCACUGUUAUCGACUGGACAAACGCAGUCACCGGGGAGUUACCACGGUGACCGAGGAGGAGCUUCGCCUAAUCGAACGCAAUCACGGAGCGGAUAACUACUCAAUUGUGUACUGCACAGGAUACAUUGAGUCUGAAGACGCGGUCAAGAACACACCCAUCCAGACCCAGAUAUUCGAGAUAGUUCGUGAUGCAUCUAAGGCAGUGCGAAGGACUUGGUACAAGGGACAUUGGGUGAGGCUCUCGUAUCGGUGCACCACAUCGAAGCCGGUGGGCGUUUCUCCUCCGAAACAAAAUAUCUAUGGCAUUCGAUCUCUGGAGCAGCCAAAAAUUCCAGUGAAAAUGCAGGGCCACAUGGCAUGCGAGGCAUAUAUCGAGGGCUUAAAGCAAGGACGAAAGCUUCGUCUGCGACGAAAACUUCUGUGGGAAUUUCAGUACACCAGUCAGCAGAACCUGAACAAGAAAAAUUCUAAACCAAGAGUUCGUAAUACUCUACCUUCUUAUGCAUAUAGGCGACGGCAUGCUAGGUGCACCAUUCCAAAGGACAAAACUGAGCGUAAUGUUGUUAUUGCUGAAACCUUUCGACGUAAACAUCAAUGGAUUAAAUUACAGAAAUUGGCCAAACGUCAACAGACCCCGACGCUAAUCAAGAAAUAUCCAACAAGCGGGAUUCCACAGUCUAGUCGAAAGGAAAAAAUCAAAAAUAGAAAACCCACAUGUGGAUUAAAAGUCUUAUUUCAACCGCAAAUGCUGCGUGAGUCCUUGGACCACGUUCCCUUGGAAUUAUCAUCCACGUCUCUGGACUUUGACUUCGUAACCGACCAGUCUUCCACCUCCUUCACCUAUUUCGAUGAUCCUCUCCUGCUGCCUGCCAGUUUUUCUGUCGCCGCCUUUUGUCACCUGGCACAGAGAAUGCGCAAUCCCAGUGUCAGAGAGGCUUUCUCGAAAUUGGGUCUAUUGGUGGAGAUAAUUAAUGAGCGACUGUGUCCCGAAGAUGAGCACUUGCAGCUUUUCUUUCGGUUGGCCCAGUUCCUGGAAUUUAAGAUGUACGUGCGACGGGAGUUCAAUUUUCCUGGCUGGCCCCCAACACCAUGUCGGCGUUUUCGUAUGGAGUGCUAUGUCUUUGACGAUCGGCGCGAGUAUAUCGCAUCGAUCAGUCUGCUGCCCAGUCAGCUCCGUACAAUGGCAAAGCUCUUUCCGGGAGCGCGUCAAAAUUUGCGAUUUGUGGACAAUGCGUUUGAGCUAACUCCAAUGCCGUCGAAACUAACCAAUAUUCUGAGAGUGGUUUUAGAAGCCAUGCAUGCCCGUCCUCUAUACGAACUUUUGGGAGAGUUAACCCUGGACUAUGCUCGUCCACAGGCAGCAGUUUUUAAACUCCCUGGGAGUCAGACAGGAAUCGAAAAUUGAAGAUUCCAUUUUGUAUACUUAAAUACAGCAUUUAUACUAUAUAUGCUAUUUUCUCAUGAUUAAAUAUGCAUACAGAAUACAAAGCAAGGAAAAUGUAAA
Molecule: messenger RNA, 2032 nt
Organism: Drosophila serrata
Lineage: Eukaryota; Metazoa; Arthropoda; Insecta; Diptera; Drosophilidae
Source: RefSeq, a predicted model, not a curated record